AUGGACACCGUUAGUGGUAGUCCUUGGGCAUCAGUUCAGAGAAACAGACUGCUCCCAAUCCACACGUCAAGAGAACCUGCCGACACUGAGUGGACGCCGCCCGCCGGUUCUCCGGUGGAGGAGCCCGUGAGCCCUACAGCAAGAGCCAUGGAAGAUAUAGGUAUUUAUAUCGUCGUCACGAUCGGCCUCGACACGCCGAUAAACCUGACCACCUUCCGAGCCGGCAUGGAAGCUAUGCUUGCCCGAUGCCCGCGCUAUGGAUGCAUUCAAGUGGCGGAUGGGUUAAACAAUGGCGAGGCGCGAUGGGCGCGCACUACUGUGAACGUCCAAGAUCACAUGAUCGUGCCGAAGCUGGACCGAGCGACCGACCCAGACAAGGCCGUGGAGGACUAUGUCGCCUCGCUGUCCACGCUCCCCAUGGACUGCUCCCGCCCGCCAUGGGAGUUCCACUUCCUCGACUUCCCGAGCUCCGAGGCGGCCUCCACGGUGGCCAUCCGCGUGCACCACGCCUACGGCGAUGGUAUGUCUACUUUGGCGCUUCUCAUGAUGUCCACGCGCAGCGCCGCUGCCGACACCAAAAGCCAUCCAGCCGCGCCUCCGCAUCGUCGUCCAACACGCAUGGGCGCCAUAUACGCCCCGCAACGCCCCCCACUUUCCAUGGGCACCCUGGCGUUCGUCGCGUGGGUCUUGUCGUACCUUGUGCUCGCGUGGAACACCGCGGCAGACAUUGCCUACUUCGCCGCCACGAUUAUGUUCUUGAGUGACCAGCGCACACUGUUCAAGCGUGCCGACGACGACGGGUUCCACGCCAAGCGCUUCGUCCACCGGAGUCUUAGCCUUGAUGACGUCAAGUUCCUCAAGAAUUCCAUGAACUGUACUGUCAAUGACGUGCUGGUAGCAGUGACUUCUGCUGCUCUGUCACGAUAUUACUUCCGCAAGUCCGGUGAGCCUAACACUACGAAAAUCUGUGUGCGAUCACUCCUUCCUGUCAACACAAGGCCAGCCACUAGUCUACAGACAUAUGUUAAUGUGAUAGAAUCUGAUACGAGAAACGAGGUGACAUGGGGAAAUAAACUGGGCUACAUCAUUCUUCCAUUCUAUCUAGCCACACACGAUGAUCCACUUGCAUACAUUCGCAAAGCAAAGAAGGUUCUGGAUAGGAAAAAGAGGUCCUUAGAAGUGAUAUUCACAUAUAAGAUUGCUCAGAUUUUCAUGAAAGUUUUUGGUGUCAAGGUAGGAACUUCUAUCUUUCGGUGCCUCUUUGCACGUACAACAAUAGUUUUCUCAAACAUGGUUGGACCAACCGAACAAGUAGAAUUAUGUGGACACCCAGUGGCUUUCAUUGCACCUAGCGUCUAUGGGAUUCCAGAGGCUUUGAUUAUUCACUACCAAAGCUACAGAAGCAAAAUCAAGAUAAUUCUAUCAGUAGAGGAGGACAAGUUUCCAGACUAUCAUCAACUCUUGGAUGACUUUGACCAGACCCUCGCGGUCAUGAUGGAUGCAGCUUCAAGACUUUCAACAUCGACCAAGAAUGACUGAGUAACAGGCAACUAAAUCAGGACCCUACCUCCACUCCUUCGCGCCAAAUAAUAUAUAUUUUGUGUGUGUGUGUCAUGUGUACAACUCCUAGUGUUUACUUCAAAUAAAGAUAUAACACCUCCCACUGUUUGCAUGCAAUGAAGAAAAUUAGUGUAUAAGAAAACAGUUCUUGGAUA
This is a messenger RNA of Triticum dicoccoides, 1715 nucleotides long. Its product is annotated as O-acyltransferase WSD1-like. The record is from RefSeq and is a predicted model, not a curated record. Lineage: Eukaryota; Viridiplantae; Streptophyta; Magnoliopsida; Poales; Poaceae. Gene Ontology annotation, biological process: triglyceride biosynthetic process. The coding region runs from base 1 to 1539 and encodes 512 amino acids. The transcript has 7 exons. Gene Ontology annotation, cellular component: plasma membrane. Gene Ontology annotation, molecular function: diacylglycerol O-acyltransferase activity.